CUCUUCCUCUUCCGACAACGCCUUCCCUCUCCUAACGAGAAGAAGAGUAGUCGUUCUUCAAUUUUCGUGGCUAUAAUCCAAUUCUUCUUUUAGCUGUCCACCUUCUCAGACCUGUUCAUUGUUUUCGUGAUCAUUUGCUGGUCCUCAAGUUUGACGUAGACGGGACGGGCGAUUACGAGGAGGGUGGAGUCUUCUGCAGCUCGCACUCCAUCCUCGCGAAAUGGCAUCGUCCCCUGUGGCUGCUCCGCCACCCGACGCCUCGUCUACGCCCUCUCCUCCCGCCCCUGACGCGCCCCCUCCCUCCGACCCUUCGUCCUCAGCACCUCCGCCCACGUCAUCCCCUCCGCCAGCUACGUCGUUACCACCGCCACCGGUCCAGUCUCCGCCUCCGUCAUCGCUGCCGCCCCAAUCUCCACCGCCGUCAUUACCGCUGCCACAGUCUCCGCCUCCGUCACCGUCGUUGCCCCAGUCUCCGCCGCCGUCACCGCCUCCGUCACCGCCGUUGCCCCAGUCUCCGCCGCCGUCACCGCCUCCGUCACAGCCGCUGCUCCAGUCUCCGCCUCCGUUAUCGCCACCUUCAUCGACACCUCCCACGACCACCCCGAACGCGCCACCUCCUCGGAACUCUCCGCCUCCCCCCUCGUCCUCCUCUUCCCCAAAACCACCCUCCUCUACGUCGUCUCCACCUUCAUCCACUCCACCGUCACUACCAAGCUCGUCCUCUUCUUCGCCUCCACCACCCAAGUCGAACGACGCGACGUCGCUACCGCUGCAGCCACCAUCACCACCUCAGCCAAUCUCACCGACGACCCCUUCUUCUUCAGCAGCACUGUUACCGCCACCCCCAAGAAGCCCCUCAAAGUCGGUGCCUUCGCACGGUGCAAGACCUUCGCCGAGCAAGGAUUCCAGCACACCUUCGAAGAGUGAUCACUCCGGCUUGAAUCUGCCCCUCGUAUUGGGGUUCACCGCAGGUGUCGGGAUCUUCGUCGUGUUGAUGAUUAUAGCACUGGUGCUGUACGCUAGGAACAAAAAGAAGCCGCAUCAAUACUAUGAUGCUGCAGGCUCACAAGGUGGCUUCUACAAUGCCGGAUCGCUUCCGAACUGGCAAAAUGGAGCCCAGAGGAAGGAUCACAAUGGCAACAUCCCCCCACCUCCAGGAGUAGUAGUCCCACCUGGAGGUGGAUGGCAGGCAUCAUCGAUGAUGUCCAACAGCGAUAUAAGCUCAGCGUACUCCGGCCCCCAUGUUUCUUCGCCAUCGACCCCUUCACCUAACAUUUCCUUGGGCUUUAACAAGAACCACUUCAGCUACGAGGAGCUAUCAGCAGCUACAAAUGGAUUCAGUCGAGAUCACAUCCUGGGGCAAGGUGGAUUUGGUUGCGUGUACAAAGGUGUGCUCCCUAACGGGAAGGAGGUUGCCGUGAAGCAGCUCAAGUCGGGAAGUGGGCAAGGGGAGAGGGAGUUCCAAGCUGAGGUCGAAAUCAUCAGCAGAGUCCACCAUCGCCACUUAGUAUCUCUUGUUGGAUACUGCAUCGCUGGAUCUCAGAGGAUGCUUGUCUAUGAUUUUGUACGCAACAAGACCCUCGAGUUCCACCUUCAUGGGAAAGGUCUUCCAACAAUGGAUUGGCCUACACGACUCAAGAUCGCCAUCGGAUCAGCUAAAGGCCUUUCUUACUUGCAUGAAGACUGCCAUCCUCGGAUUAUCCACCGUGACAUAAAAACUGCAAACAUUCUCCUGGAUAAUAAUUUUGAGGCCAUGGUUGCAGACUUUGGAUUGGCCAAAAUUUUUUCUGAUACAAACACGCACGUCUCAACUAGAAUCAUGGGAACCAUUGGGUACUUGGCUCCUGAGUAUGCAUCAACCGGGAAGCUAACCGAGAAAUCCGAUGUUUUCUCCUACGGUGUGAUGCUUCUGGAGCUGAUAACAGGACGGAGGCCUAUCGACGAUUCAGACACAUUCAUGGUGGAUAGCUUGGUCGAUUGGGCACGACCUCUCUUAGCCCAGGCAUUGGCUGAUGACAAAUUUGAUGAGCUUGCUGAUCCGCGCUUGGAGAACAGCUAUGACACUGUGGAAAUGGUACGAAUGGUGGCAUGUGCUGCUGCUUGUGUUCGACAUUCUGCCAAGGGGCGACCUAUGAUGAGCCAGAUCGUUCGAGCAUUGGACGGGGAUGUCUCACUAGAAAUCCUGAACGAGGGGUCAAAGCGUGGACAGAGCACAACCUUCAGCUCCAGCUCAGACUACGACGCCAGCUUAUACUCCUCCAACAUGAAGCACUUCAGAACAGUUGCGCUCGAAAGCAACGAUUACAGCAAUGGGUACAGCGGAGCAACCAGUGAGUACGGGCUUAACCCAUCGGAGACGAGCAGCUCUGGCGACGUAAUCUCCCCGGACAGUCCAAAAAAGCACUCUUAUCAUCGUCUUUGAACACCAAGAGAACAUUAUAGAACAAGAUCUACUAAUGGAGAGACGAGUCUCUCUCAUCAGUUGCGUCAGAUGUAUUAUAGUCCUGUGUUGUUUAAUCAUUUGGUCAGUGUCUAACGAUGUAUCUAUAAUCUGAUAUGUGUUCUAAUGCUGUUA
Molecule: messenger RNA, 2575 nt
Organism: Musa acuminata subsp. malaccensis (wild Malaysian banana)
Lineage: Eukaryota; Viridiplantae; Streptophyta; Magnoliopsida; Zingiberales; Musaceae
Product: proline-rich receptor-like protein kinase PERK1
Biological process (GO): protein phosphorylation
Molecular function (GO): protein kinase activity; ATP binding
Source: RefSeq, a predicted model, not a curated record